Molecule: messenger RNA, 729 nt
Organism: Spodoptera litura
Lineage: Eukaryota; Metazoa; Arthropoda; Insecta; Lepidoptera; Noctuidae
Source: RefSeq, a predicted model, not a curated record
AUGGUGGCAAUAAAAGCAUACGACCUACCUGAUGUGGACAACGACGUGCAGACCAUGCUGCGGCCCUUCACUGUGAUGCAGUACAUCAUGUUCUGUCCGAGAUACCGCAUCAGAGACAACUACAUCACUCCCAACACUGCAGCCAUGAAGUUUAUUUCUAUGCCCAUUACACUAACAUUCAUAGUAACCGCUGGAAUAACACUAUCUAAAUCAUACAGUUUCUAUUUUCUCAUCUUCUUUGACACAAACACUGUUUAUUUCAUUCGGAUGAUGAAAGCUUUGGAGGACAAAGUGCUUCUGUGGAACAGUCGCGCCUUAAUCUACCACAGGGCGGGACACGCACAUGACGCGGAGUUCAGCAAGCAAAUGUUUGAAGCUUAUAUCUUGUACUAUUUGACAGAUAUGUUCACUCACGAAUUGAUUUAUUUUCAAGUGAUAAUCGAGACAUUAAAGAAAAGUGUGAUGACUGGUAACAUUCAAACAGCAAUACUUGUGUCGUCAUUAAUAUGUUUGUGGCAGUCGAGGGAUUUAACGAAUAACGAGUACAAUGUUUUAUUACUCACAGAUGAUGAACGAAAACUCUACAAGAACGUGCUGCGCCUGCACCGCGCGUCAUUCAGCAAGAUACGUGUGUGCAGCCUGUUCUACGUGGACGCCGCGCUACAACUGAGUCUCAUGAGUCUACUCACUAACUACAUAGUAGUGUUGCUACAGUUUGCGAUUCUGUAG